UUUACAUUCUCAAACUAAUUAAAAUAAAGACAAUAUUUGAGUAAUUAUUAAAUAUUUUUGUGUUAAAGUGAAGGAAUCAAAAUGAAGAAAACAAAGAUAAGUGAAAUUAAUUUUGAUUUAAUUGUAUUAUGGAUUUUGUUUAUUGGGAGAAUUCUUCUCGAGAUAUGGUGUUAAUUUGCUGAUAUACUUUAUUUAUAUAUGUAAGAUUUUGCCUAUAUUUCUCUAAGGAGUUCGAUGAUAUUUUUUUUAUUUGCUUCUCCAUUUAUACAAAUGUUGACGUGGAUGUUUUAGCUGUCUUAUCCACAAGUUUAAAUAAACGAAGAAGAGAAAUAAAACUAAAUUAGUAAUGCAAAAGGAACAUUUGAUUUAAUAUUAGUUGAACUGAAAUGGACUUUAAAAUACUAUUAUAGGCUUUUUAAAAUUGCAAUUACAAAAAUACCUCUUUCAAUGAUGAUAGCACUAGCACAGUCAAUAAAAAUUUUUCCAUUCAUAUUGUUUGUUUAUACCUACAAAAAGUACAAAAUUAUUAUUACUGAUGACAUGAUGAAUAGUCUAAAGUAGCAAUGGAAGAUGGAGAAAGAAGAAAAAAAAGAUAUUUAAGAACUAUAAAAUAAUGAUAAAUAAGAUAAUGAUCAAAUAGAUCAUAUAAUUAGAUAGUCUAAUGCUGUGAUUAACAAUAGGACUUCAUUUCUUCCUCAGCAAGAUUAACUUUAUUUUAAUCGUGAAUCGAAAGUUCCAACUGUAAUAUAAAAUGCAAUGAAUAAUAGAAUUAGUGAAAGCAAUACUAGCUAAGCAUAAAAUAUAGUAUCUUAGUUUGAUAGAACAAGUUUAGUUCCUAAAAAAUAUAGUAGGCCUACAAGUGUUUAAUAGAAAUUGCUGGAUCAUUAGAGAGAAAAUUCUUAUGAUAAACUAAUUGAUGAAUAAUAACUUAAUGAAAAUAAUAGAGAAUAUUAAGGCAAGAAGAAUGUAAAUCUGUGUUUGGAUUCUAACAUGGAGCCAAAUUUUCAAACAAUUUUACUAGAUUCUAAUUUGUAAAAGUUUAUGAUUAUGGCAGAUGUAAUAGAAGCUAUGUUUAAAGCAUUACCAAUGUGUGUUAUCUAAUUUAUUAAUAAUGAAGAAAGGAACUCUUGGGUUCAUAAAUCAGAUAAUUCAAUCAAUAUAUUUGUUUUAUCUGUAUUUCUUGUUUCUGCUUUAAGUGUUGUGAUACAUUUAAUAUGGCUUUAGCGUUUACUAUAUGGAGAUGGAGUUGAAGUCUUCUUUUAAACCAUGAAAUUUUUAAAUGAUACAAAGUAAAAAGAUAAAUCAGAAAACAAAUAAAAGAGUUGGAAAGGUAUUGGUAACAUAUAUCCAGUUCCAGCAUAACUAAAAGUGAAUGAUCUUACUCGAUUAAAGAAAGUAUCUAUACUCAGUAAAAGUUCUGCAAAAAGAAUAAAAAAUAUUACUAUUGCAAUUCCUCCAGAUAGAAGAACUAGAAAUACAACUUGCAGCUUAAUUUUGCAUUCACUGCCACUAUUUGAAAAAUUAGCAAGUUUAUCAUUAAGUUUAGAAGGCCAAAUGCUGAAAGACAAUCAAAUAAAGAGUAUAAUCAAUGUGAUCACUGAUCAGUUAAACAAUAUUUAAAAUAUAGAUCUAGUUAUAGGUAAAAAUGCAAUAAAUGCUGAAUUUUAGAAUAAAAUCAGAUAAAAAAUGGAGAAAAUAGAAAAAAGAGUUUAGACAUUUAGUUUGCUUGGAGAUGAUUUCUUUAAGUUUAUGACUAAAGAUUAAAACCAAAAGAUCCUUCAAAUGAGAAUAUAGCAAAUUAUAAACAAGAACUAUUGUUUAAACAAGAUUUAAGUAAGAUACUAAAAAGUAAUUGCUUAAAAAACAGAUUUAAAAUAGAUAAUAAAGUUAAUCCAAAACCAAAUGCAAGUCCAGCACCUAUAAAUUAACUUGGGGUAAAUUUAAAGAAAUUCAGCUCAAGAAAUCAGUUUCUACAUAAAAAAUUUGAAAUAUUUAUAAAAAUGUCUAUUUAAAGCUGGUAAUAUAUUAGUUAUCAAAAAUUCAGAAAAGUUAGUUUUAGAUUAGAAAUAACUAAUGAUAUAAAUGGAAAAGAGGUCUCUUUUAUAUGACUAUGCAAGAGGAGUAAUAGACCCUAACCCAGGGAAUUUACCAAGGAUAUAGAUGGCUCCAAUAAUGUAACAAGCUCAAAUAAUUGAUAUAAAACCAGAGCAAAUAAACAAUUCAGAAGUUAACAUAAUUAUGGACAACAAAAAGUUAAAUGAGAAGCAUUUUUAAAGUAUGAUUUAAAAUUUGUAAAGACUCCCUGAUAUGAGUAUUCUCAAUUUAGAUUUCUCUAAAAAUAUGAUCACACAAUACGAUUCUAUGAACAUAUUUGACUCUAUUUCAUAAUAAACAUAAUUGAACGUUUUAAUUUUAAAUUUGCAAUUUAGCAAAAUUUGCCUUUAAGGAGCCUUAAGUCUUUCUAAUCGUAUUUCUUAGCUGCAAAGAUUAGUCAAACUAAAAUUAAAUUUAGUAGGUAAUAAGAUAACAUCAGAAGGUUCAUAAGCUAUUUUCUUUUCUUUAGGAAGGAUGGCUAAUCUUUAGUACUUAUCCUUAAAUCUAUCGAACAAUUUAUUAAAUGAAAAUGCCUUAUGUAAGCUGGGAGAUUGCUUGAAUGAGCAAAAUAAAAUAACUUAUUUAAAUUUAGAUUUAUCUUGGAACAAGAUAGAAAACGAAGGACUUAUUUUUUUAUUUAAAAGCCUUAAAUGUAUAAAGUAGUUGAAGAGUUUCAAAUUAGUGAUAAUAAAUGUCAUAAAGAAAAGAACAGAAUCAAAGGUGUGGAAAGAUUUUGCAGAGUUUUUGAAAAUAAAUUAAAAUAUUUCAAAUUUAGACAUAAAUUUUGGAUUGAAUUAAUUAAUGAAUGAAGAUAUUAUUGAUUUAUCAGAGGGAUUGACUGGCUUAGCUAAGCUUAAAUAGAUCCACUUUUCAUUUUAUAGAAAUAAAAUAAGUGAUAGCGGCUUAAUUAUCUUUAUUGAAUCUUUUAUUAAUUUAGGUAUUGUAACUCAUUUUAGUCUAAAUACUGAAGAUAAUAGUAUAAUGGGAUAAUUUGUUAAGAGUCUUUCAAAUCAAAUUCAAAAAAUGAACAAUCUUGAAUACUUGAACUUAAAUAUAAGUCGAUGCGAUGUAGACUUCUCCUGCUUAACAUAACUUAAUAAGAGUCUAGGCUAUGCUUAAAAAAUUUAAUUCCUAGAUCUUAAUUUUUACUACAAUAAUCUAUCCUUUUCUUCGAUUUAAGAACUCUCAAAAUCAAUAUAAUCAAUGAAUGGCUUGAACAUAUUGAAGAUCAACUUAUCAAAAACAUUGAUAUCAUAUGAAGAAGUUAUACAAUUAUGUAAUGUAAUAGAAGAAAAAAUAGAGUUAAAAGAAUUAAUAUUGGGUUUAUCUAACAGGAAUAGUAUAAAUUAAAAUAGUGGAAAACAUGUAGCUCAAGAUAACUUAAUUACUGUUGGUAUUUCAUAAGCCCUAAAUAAAUUAUAGAAUUUACAAUAUCUUGAUUUGAAUUUAGACUAUUAGAGCAUAAAUAAUGAAGGGUGUUGCUCUAUUUUCGAAGGUAUCAUGACUCUUUCCUAACUCUAAUUUUUAAGGAUCUCUCUGAAGGGAAAUAAUAUAGGAAUAAAAGGUGGUUAUGGCAUCAGUUAAUUUAUUGAUAAUUUAAAAAAUUUGAUAAGAUUAGAUCUGAAUUUGUCACAUAAUUAAUUAGAAAAUCUUCCUUGUAUUAGAUUAAUUUACAAGCUUAAAAAUAUGGUUAAGCUUAUGUAAGCUGAUGUUUAUCUUUCUGGGAAUCUACUGAAUUAGAAUGGCAUAGACGUAAUUAAUUCAGUCAGGAGAGAAACUCAUAAUAUAUUUUAUGGUUAUCCAAAUGAAGAUCAGCUAAACGAAAAUAUUAUUAAGUUCCUAGUAAUGUGAACAAUUUCAAAAAUUAUUAAAGAAUCAAAUAAUUAAUUUUAUAAGAUUUGAAUAUUUAUUUAAUAUCUAAAGCUAAUUAAAGAUAAAAUAUAAACAAAUUAUUUUAAAACAUUUUUUUUAUGCGAAAAAAAUAAUAAUUUUUACUCAUCUAUCUAGCUUUUAGCUUUGUAGUAUUUUUAAAUUAAAUGGAGUG
Messenger RNA from Tetrahymena thermophila SB210, 4138 nucleotides. RefSeq names its product transmembrane protein, putative. The record is from RefSeq and is a predicted model, not a curated record. NCBI's taxonomy places the organism in Eukaryota, Ciliophora, Oligohymenophorea, Hymenostomatida, Tetrahymenidae. The transcript has 20 exons.